CCUCUCUCUAACUGAAGCCGGGAGGUUCUGUACUUCGUAUUUUUAUUUUCCGUUUUUUUUCCUCUCCGCUGAUUCCUAUUGGACUCUUUCUUCCGUCCCCUCUCUCGGAACCCUGGCGCAUGGCGUUUCCGAUCGAUCCGCCACCGGCCUAGAGCCCGUUAGGAAAUGGCCGAAUCGCCACCGAAAGCCGGAACCCCCGAUCUCUUCUCAUCGCCGUCUAGGGUUUCGCCAGAUUCGGCCUCUCCUCUCCCGCUGUACUCUCCCACACCGCCGCUGCUGAUUCUCGCGAGCUCUACGACGAGGGAGUGAUCGAUUGGAGUCCGGGAGAGGGGGUCUGGUUUCUGGCGGCGUUCCGACGGGAGCUGCGGCCAUGGCCACCGGGGGAAAGGGGAAUCUCGAGAGGGUCCGGAGGGGCCUUAGGACGGCCUUCUUCAUGCUGACGAUGGUGGCGUCGCUGCUCGUUUCGUCGGCGCCGGUGCUCGUGGCCGUCGGGGACGUGACGGUGUCGCUGGCGCUGGCGUCGAGGUUCGCGUGCGCAAGGUGCUACGGCGUCAAGGACCACAUGGAGAGAUACGGCUUCAAGAGCUCGCUCAUGGAUAUACCUCUCGUUUCCAUCAUCCGAUCUCUUAUAAUCACAUGUGUUUAUUCUUUGUGCGAUGGUCCUGAGCUUUCCCAUGGUCCAUAUCUUGGAAUAGUAACACUCUGUUCCCUAGCUUCGGUGCUCAUCCUGUCGGUUAAGGCUUGUGUUUACACUCCUAUCUCUGAGUUAGAACCUGAACAUUCACCAUCAUUGGCGAGAGAGAGACUGCAUUUAAGAAAAUCAUGGGGGAUGCCUGUUCUUUUCCUUUCUUCAUUGGUCUUUGCACUUGGUCAUGUUGUAGUUGCUUACAGGACAAGCUGCAGAGCACGGCGGAAGCUCUUGUUUCACCGUGUAGAUACAGAAUCAGUCCUCACAUGCAAGAAUAUGUUUUCUGGUUACCAUAAGAUCCCUCGAUCUCCCACACCUUGUGGAAGAAAUUCAAAGAGUGACAGUGAAAUGAAAAGAAAAGCAAUAGUUCGUGAUGGGCGCGACCUUCCGAUCAGUUUUCUUGCAGACAUUGAUAGCUUGUUCAUUGCCUGUCAUGGGCUUACAGUUCAUUAUAAGCUCAGUCUGUUUGACUCACCAAGCUCUUAUUCUUUAACCUCCUCACCCUUCCAUGAAUCUAGUCCUGAUGUGAGCCCACCAAGCCUUUCCUCGGCAGGGCUUAAACUUGAAAGGCCUUUGACAAUUCCAUCUAAAAGCCACCAUCGUCUCAACAGAAGCUUUAGUAACCAAUUCCAAAAUUCGUCUCUGUAUGCACCACUAUUAGCAGAAUCUGCAACUCCGCCUCCAUUCCACUCUGAUGAUAUUCCUGUUCUGAGCCUUGAUGAUGGCAAAAGUGAUGGAUAUUCAUCUAGUUCUGUUAGUCUGGGAACCGGGGUAGAGGAUAGGGGGAAGUUUGCUGUGAUCUUGGUCCAUGGGUUUGGAGGAGGUGUGUUCUCGUGGAGGCAUGUGAUGGGUGUGUUGGCUCAGCAGAUUGGCUGCACAGUUGUGGCUUUUGAUCGGCCUGGGUGGGGAUUAACGUCUCGCCCACGCAGGAAGGAUUGGGAAGACAAGCGAUUACCAAACCCAUACAUGCUAGAAUCCCAGGUUGACCUUCUUAUUUCCUUCUGCUUGGAGCUGGGCUUUUCAUCUGUGAUUUUGGUCGGACAUGAUGAUGGAGGCCUUCUUGCUUUGAAAGCUGCAGAAAAAGCACAUGCCUCUGGUCAAUCUGCCAAUAUUGAAGUCAAGGGAGUCGUACUUGUUAGUGCCAGCUUAUCAAGAGAAGUUGUUCCUGCCUUUGCCCGAAUUCUCUUGCAUACUUCACUGGGGAAGAAGCACAUGGUCCGUCCUUUGCUGCGUACUGAAAUUACUCAAGUCAUUAACCGCCGUGCAUGGUAUUGAUGCUACCAAGCUAAACAACAGAAGUUUUAAGCCUGUACAAGGCCCCAUUAUUUGUGGAAGGUUGGGAUGAAGCACUACAUGAGAUAGGACGGCUGUCAUUUGCAACAGUUCUCUCCCCACAAAAUGCAGCGACGUUGCUGAAAUCUGUAGAAGAGUUUCCAGUAUUGGUAGUAGCAGGUGCUGAGGACGCACUUGUUUCUCUUAAUCAGCUCAAGCAUGGCUUCACGGCUUGUAAAUUCGAGGCUUGUUGCAGUAUCAGGGUGUGGACAUCUGCCACAUGAGGAGUGCCCAAAGGGCACUGCUUGCUGCUCUUGUACCUUUUAUUACUAGAUUGCUACCAUCGACAGACACCUUCCAAAGACGCUGAUCAAGCUACCGUUCUUUCAUGAUCAUCCAAGGUUUUGUGAUCCAAAAUAUAGUGGGCUCAAAAAAUGUUCUGCAGUACUUUCAGGAAUCAUCUUUGUUUGUGUGAGCACUAUCCUAUGCUCACCCCUCUCACCAAGAAAUUAUGCCCUACACUGCAAAACCGCCCUCUCGUUUCUUCAGAGGUGUGCCGAUAUGAGCGCUUCAUGAAUAGGGUCUAUAGGAACGAGUGCUGCGAUUGGUUGUGGCAGACUAUGUGGUGCAUGCAAUGUAGGGUAUAAUUUCUCCUAGGUUACUCGCCGUCUUGCCUAGACGGCAUGAGAUGGUUACAAUAAGUUGUCUUAUCCUGCAUCUCUGCCUCUGAUGCUGCUUCCCUGAAUGGAAAGGAGAUGAUGUGCCGUGGUUUCUAGCAACCACGAAGUGCUGAUGCCGAGAGGUUGUCUUUGCGAGAUGGGGCUGGCUUUUACUUCUUGAGGAUGAAUCGUAAAUAUCAACAGGAUAAAUUUUAUAUGUAAUAUUGAUAUAAUGUUGG
This is a messenger RNA of Phoenix dactylifera (date palm), 2858 nucleotides long. RefSeq lists its product as uncharacterized. Lineage: Eukaryota; Viridiplantae; Streptophyta; Magnoliopsida; Arecales; Arecaceae. The record is from RefSeq and is a predicted model, not a curated record.